AUGUCAAUAAUAAUCCGUUUGCAAAACCUUCCUCUGGAGGCGAACUCACUGGACAUCCGGCGCUUCUUCCACGGCCUGCAGAUCCCGGACGGAGGCGUCCAUAUCGUCGGCGGAGAGAAUGGCGACGCAUUCAUUGGGUUCGCGUCCGACGAAGACGCCCGACAGGCCAUGGAGAGGACGGGACACACCAUUAAGGACUGUCGCAUCAAAUUACUCCUCUCUUCCCGCAAUGAAAUGCAGAAAGUCAUAGACUUAGCCCGCAAUCAGACCCUCGGACUCAAACCCAUUGACAAUCUAAACAGUAGUUCCAAUAACGCCGCCAAUUAUCUCAAUCCUGGUCUCAUGUCUCUGCAGAAUGUCUCACAAAAUAAUAUCAAACCAAAUAUCACUUCCAAUAGAAAUAACAGUCGAAGUCCUGACAGAAGAGCUCUGAGUUCGCGGUCUAAUGAAAGAGAGGUUAGAAUCAGGAAUAGGAGUAGAAGUAGAAGUCCUAUCCGUCAGGACAGGGAUCGCACUCUGAAUGGAAGUGCGGGCAAUGGUCUCAAUAGAUUGGGUUCAAUGCAUUCGGGAGUUAUGGGAGAUAUGGACUCAAUCAGGAAUUCUUCGCUCAACAACUCAUACCCACCGCACGACUCGUCCGUUCGCUCCCGACUUAGCUAUUCCGAGGCUGUCCUUCCCAAUGGACUCCCAGACCGACGGCUCGAUCAGUGGAACCCAAACGAAGGUUUUGACGGACAGAGAGGAUUAAGACCUGAAAUAUCUGCUUCGGGAGACUUUCGCGAUGGCGAACUCGAACUCUUAAGUGAUAGCCAUUUAGUGAGGAAUCAAAGAGAUAUGAAUGUGAACGACAGGCCACCCGUCUAUACUGUAGAGCUUCGCAAUUUGCCGUACAAUGUAGUCGUUCGCGAUAUCAUAGACUUCUUCAAUGGUCUCUUUGUUCCCGAAGAGAACGUUAAGAUCUUGAUAGACGACAGGGGCUUCACGACUGGCGGCGCUCUAAUCCGUUUCAAUAACGAGCGCGACUUCGACGCCGCCCUUUCGAUGAACAAACGGUUCCUCUCGAGCAACAAGAUUGAUGUCCAGCCACUACUCGACAGCUUUGUGCCCGAAAACAACGACGUUAUGCUUCUUCCCUCUCAGUCCUCGGAUAUUAACCCCAAUGAGAAUCGGCGACAAAGCGGUGGACAAGACUUAGUUCUCUAUAUGAAAGGUCUGCCAUACAGUAACUGCACGGACAGGGAUGUGGCCAAGUUCUUUGAACCCAUACGACUGGCCGACAUAGUCAUUGAAUGCGAUCCAAAGGGCAAACCCACUGGCAAUGCAUACGUGGAGUUCGACAACAUUGGAGACUAUGACGCGGGGUAUCAGAGGAAUAUGAAACAUAUGGGCCGUCGGUAUAUCGAACUUUUCCCCACCACUCGGGAUGACAUGAUUGACGCCCGAAGAGUGUUAGCCCCGCCUCCUAUCAAUGACACGCAGAAGACAUUCUGUAUAAACAUAACCGGACUUCCGGCCACUGUCACUAAUCGGGAUCUGACUAACUAUUUUUCAUCUGCCGGCGCCCAACCCUAUGCUAUCCAUAUAAUGCUUAGACCUAACGGCUUGAAUGCAGGCGAGGCUUACGUUGAGUUCGGGUCAUUGGAGUCGCAAUACUGUGCGCUCGGCAGAGACGGCGACUUUAUGGCCAAUCAGCGCAUUAACAUUAAGGGCGUCCCCUUUGAGCUCAUGAGAGAAGUUGUAGGCAAUCCUCCACCUCAGAUGAAUGAGCCGCCGGUCGGCUCUUUACCGCCGCCGCCUUCUCGCGGCCCCAGAGGUGGACGACAUGACGAUCACAUGCGACCCCAACACCGACGAGAGAGGGAAGAGAGGAAGGGUAGGAGCUUAGGCGACCCAUUCAGUGAUCUGCAGUGUGUGAUUGUGGCGUCUAAUAUGCCUUACAGGGCCUCCACCGAAGACGUCUGUGUCUUCUUCUCGGACUUCGGCAUUACAGAGGAGUGCGUUCGCCGGCGUUUCAAUGAGAAGGGUCAGCCCACCGCUGACGCACAGAUCGCUUUCCACACUCCCGAAGACGCCACCCGUGCGGUCCGACUAAUGCACAAAAAGUUUCUCAUCGGAAGACCUCUUUUUCUGAGACACUCAUAG
Molecule: messenger RNA, 2142 nt
Organism: Oppiella nova
Lineage: Eukaryota; Metazoa; Arthropoda; Arachnida; Sarcoptiformes; Oppiidae
Source: the annotation of a GenBank genome assembly